UUUUAAAAACAAACAGCUUACUGGAAACACAGAAUAAGAUCACUGUUACCAUCUCUUCAUUACUCUGAAAGUUUAAACAUUACUGAGUGAGGAUUAAUAAAACAAUGAGGGACUGUUUAUAUAUUUCUCUCUUUAUGCUUCACAUCAGUGCAGGCUGUAAUCUUUCAAAUGAUCAGAAGAGAAUAGUAGUAACAGGAUACACAGGUGGUUCAGUCCUGUUGCCCUGCUCCUGUGAUGACCCAAAGUCUACAGUUAACACAUUUACAUGGGAGACUAUAAACGGGUGGAUGAAUGUAUUUGAAUAUGAGAAAUUCAGAGGCAGACUUGAGCUGUUUAAUGAAACAUCUCCAGCAAAUCUGUCUCUUCUUAUUUCUGACCUCAGAGAGGAAGAUGAAGGGAACUAUAGAUGUACUGGACCACACAGAUCAUCACACAGUUUUACAGAUGUUUCCUUAACAGUUAAAGGAUGUGAUUUGAAUGGGCAGGGAGAGACAGUUUAUUUGACUGGAUAUUUAGGAGAGUCUGUAGUUCUGCCCUGCUCCUGUACUGAACCACUGGCUAAACCUGACCUGAUAUGGAGGUUUUAUAUAAAAGGAAAUUAUGAAGAAAUGUACCCAUCUGAACACAGUGAGAGGUUCAAGAACAGACGUAAACUGUUAAAUCAAACUAAUCCAGGAAAUCUCUCUCUACAUCUCUCAUCACUGACCAAAGAAGACCAAGGAGACUAUCAGUGUUUUGUGUCUAACAGGUUUAUCUUCAUCAGACUUCAUGUUGAAGAGAAACCACAGGUCCAUACAAUCUAUUCAUCAACAUAUCAACCUUCACAACAAACACAUGAGCUUACAACAACUCAACAACCAGAAGACAGAAUAACACAUCAACCACAUGACAUACCUCUGAGUAAGUCAUUGAUAUUUAGAUUUAGAAAAAUUAUAAAUCAUUUCUCAAUCAUCUGUUAAGUGUUUCUAAUUGAGUAGUUGACAAAAGCUUUAGUAUACAUAAUCUAAAAGCAUUGUAUUAUACAUGCAGCUUUUAUGAUCUUAUAUCAAUUGUUAAACUAUUGAAUGUUUGUAAAUUAGCCUCAUACACAGACCUGUAUAAAUGAACUAGGCAAGGUGAUUAAAUAAAUAUAACUUUGAAAGGUUUAAUUCACUUUUACAACACCUAAAUUGUAUAAUCUAUAACACUUUCCCACAUACA
This is a messenger RNA of Misgurnus anguillicaudatus (oriental weatherfish), 1200 nucleotides long. Lineage: Eukaryota; Metazoa; Chordata; Actinopteri; Cypriniformes; Cobitidae. The record is from RefSeq and is a predicted model, not a curated record.